AUGGAUCCGGUCUCUGUACUCUCGACACCUGCUUUUGCACACCACGGCGUCGCGUGGUCACCGUUUUAUGAGAACAAACUUGCAAUUGCAGCGUCUGCAAAUUACGGACUCCUAGGAAACGGGCGACUGAGCGUUGCAACGCUAGCGCCACCGAACAACGCCGUGAUUGAUAAAACAUUUGAGACUCAAGACGCGCUGUUUGAUCUCGCCUGGUCAGAGAUUCACGAGAAUCAGGUCGUGACUGCAGGAGGUGACGGGACAAUUCGACUAUGGGAUAUCACACUCAACGCACCAGAGUGGCAGAUUAGCAACACCCCAUCCGCGCCUGGCGAGAGCACACCAAAGAAGUCUACAGCCUCGACUGGUCAAAUAUCAACAAGUCUGUAUUCUGUUCAGCCUCUUGGGAUGUGGACGCCCGAGAGACCGCAUUCGCUCAAAGCGAUACCCGCCCAUCCGAAUCAAUGUAUCUACCAAACACUCUUCUCGCCACACGAACCCGACGUCCUCGUGUCGUGUGCUUCGGACGGGCUCGUCCACCUCUUUGACUUGCGCGCACCCUCGACACUCGCAUACCCAGCACCAGCACUCACACUCUAUGCCCAUCAGGCGGAGAUCCUCUCACUUGACUGGAAUAAAUGGCAGCCCCAUGUCCUUGCCACGGGAUCGGUCGACCGACUUGUGCGUAUAUGGGAUCGUCGGAUGGUGAAACCAAACGAUAGUGCUCCUCCAGUUCCCACUCAUCCUGGAGUCUUGGCUGGUGGGAACAUGAGCGCAUGCGUGAAAGAACUCGCGGGGCAUGAAUAUGCAGUGCGUAAAGUCCAAUGGAGCAAUUUUGCACCGGAUAGAUUGGCGAGUGCAAGCUACGAUAUGAGCUGUCGAAUCGAUGUCAUGAGUCUGAUCGUUGCCCUCUACGCUAUCAAGCUCGCUGGAAGAAGCGCUAGUACCAGCUUGAGCUAUGGAUGGCAUCGUGCAGAAAUUCUUGCAGCUCUUAUCAACGGCGUCUUUCUUCUCGCGCUCUGCUUUUCCAUCUUUAUGGAGGCAAUCGAACGCUUCUUCGAGGUUCCAGAGAUUUCGAACCCAAAGCUCGUCGUCGUCGUCGGCUCUCUAGGCCUCCUGAGCAACAUUCUAGGCCUUUUCCUCUUCCACGAGCACGGUCACGGCCAUUCACACGAUCAUGGACACGGGCACGCUCCAUCCAACGGAUUUAUCGAGGCCCCCAAAAUGCCCACACCGUCCACCGCUGCACCAAAUGGGGAACGACAACCGCUGCUUAUCAACACCUCUACCACGCCCACCGGGUCUCCACUGGCAUCGCCACGCUCUACAAAUGUAAAUAUCGUCCGCCAGCGUCGUGAUUCGAGCGACUCGAUCUCUCUUUUCGGACAUCCGAUUCAGAAUCGUCAAUAUGUGAUUGCAAAGGCACAAGAUCUUGCUACGUCGUAUGCUGGCGCGACCUCUCCACCGUCAUCGCCUCAGUUACAUCGCCGGAACACAUCGGUGUCUAUUCAUCGACCUCUACAGGAUGCCAGUGCUUCCAAUGUAGCUGAUGCUGUUGUCCUGGACGAAGAAGAAGACGAACAUGACCACGACCAUGCGGGACAUCGUCACGGCUCGGUGUCUAGGGCUUAUAGCCAUUCGAGGGCUGCAAACGAGCAGGAAGCCGAAGCUGGUGGCAAGAAACAUCACCAUCACGGCAGCAUGAACAUGCGCGCGCUGGUACUGCAUGUUCUCGGCGAUGCCCUCGGAAACGUCGGCGUCAUCUCUAGCGGUCUCAUUAUUUGGCUUACGACAUGGAAAUACCGAUUCUAUUCGGACCCGGUCAUCUCCCUCGUUAUUACGGUUAUCAUCUUUUCUUCGUCUCUUCCACUCGUCAAGUCGGCGUCUUUCAUCCUCCUACAAGGCAAGAAUGGCGUUCCGGAAAAUGUGAACAUUGCAGACGUGCGAGAGGAAAUCAGUCGUGUCGUGGGUGUCGAAUCAAUCCACGAGCUUCAUGUCUGGCAACUUUCGGAGACGAGAACGAUCGCGUCUGUGCACAUUCGGCUGGAGCAGAAAGCGGAUUAUAUGCGUGCCGUAUACGAUAUUCGCAGGAUUCUACACCGUCACGAUAUUCACAACGCGACUAUCCAGCCCGAGUUUGGGGAUCUCGCCGGAGACGACGAACGUAUCGGCAGUUGUUUGGUCGCUUGUCCAACCGGAAACUGUGACGCCGAUCAGCGGCUCCGAUUCCUUCUUCAUGAAGAUUGGCCGUUUAUCCCGCAGAGAUGUUUAUUCCCUGCAUCUGACCAUACAAUCAUCAUCUGGAAUAUUCAUACGGGAGUACACUUGAAGACGCUACAAGGGCAUACUGAAGGUGUCAAUGACGUUGCAUGGUCCAACGAUAGCGAGUACGUAGCUUCCGCUUCGGACGACUAUUCUGUGCGAAUAUGGAAUGCGCAAAGAGGCACUCAAGUCAAGACGCUCAAUGGCCAUAACAACCCCGUGUUCUGCGUCAACUAUAAUUCACAAUCCAAUUUGCUUGCGUCGGGUAGCUUUGACGAGACUGUCAAGAUCUGGGACGUUAUUCGAGGAACAAUCCUACGUUCCAUCUCUGCGCAUUCGGAUCCAGUAACCUCUGUUCAGUUUAGCUACGAUGGAACCAUCAUUGUGACCUCUUCGUUUGACGGUCUAGCGAGAGUGUGGGAUACAACAUCUGGACAGUGUCUCAAGACUGUCGUCGAGCCACAAUCCCAUGACCCAUGCGCGAGCGUCUGCUUUACGCCAAAUGCACAAUUCAUCCUCUGCUCUACCCUGGAUUCCACAAUUCGCCUGUGGGACUAUCAUACUUCGCGCUGCGUAAAGACGUACAAAGGCCACAAAAACGACCUGUAUGCUAUUCCUGCUUGCUUAGCUGUCGAUAAAGACAGGAAUUGGAUCGUUAGUGGCUCGGAAGACCAUAAAAUCUACUUGUGGGACGUCCAGUCUCGCGAGAUUGUCCAAGUUUUAGAGGGUCAUACAGAUGUCGUUCUCGCAGUCGCUACUCAUCCCAGUCGAAAGAUCAUCGCAUCCGGUGCCAUUCACGCUGACCUUGGGAUCCGCUUAUGGUUUGACGAACCAGAUGUCAAAUUGAAUGGAGUUUAG
Serendipita indica DSM 11827 is the source of this 3117-nucleotide messenger RNA. The record is from the annotation of a GenBank genome assembly. NCBI's taxonomy places the organism in Eukaryota, Fungi, Basidiomycota, Agaricomycetes, Sebacinales, Serendipitaceae.